CUGUGCUCAAAACCCAGCGGUGAUUUUCGCAAGGAUAGAGGGCCAUCGACGCUGCCGCACGGACGAAGCAAAUGCCGCUGGCAGCUGUCCCUCCGACGCUCCGAGAGUGACGGAGGCUGGUUUCUUGCUAGAGUUUCGGCAGAUAACGGUGCUUUCCGGCGAAAUGGCGAUGAUCCGGGCAACUGUUUCUGGCGGGGGGUUGGUCGAGGGGUUCGGCAAGACCGUGCUGAACUCGGGAUGGGUGGCGGCGAGGUCUGCGGAGGUGAGCCGCUCCGGCGUGCAGCUCACCACCACCAGUCCUCCGUCAGCUGACGAGGCCCCAUGGAUGGAAGCCCUCGUCCCGGGCACUGUUUUAGGGACUCUACUGAAGAACAAGCUGGUCCCUGAUCCAUUUUAUGGGCUGGAGAAUGAGGCGAUCAUAGAUAUAGCAGAUUCUGGGAGGGAACACUAUACAUUCUGGUUCUUCACGACAUUUGACUGUUCAUUGACUGGAAAUCAGCAUGUAGAUUUGAACUUCCGUGGAGUUAAUUACUCUGCCGAGGUGUAUCUAAAUGGGCACAAGAAAGACCUAGAGAAGGGCAUGUUUCUCAGGCAUUCACUGGAUGUUACUGAUAUUGUGAACCUGCAAGGGAAAAAUAUGCUUGCUGUUCUUGUUUAUCCUCCUGAUAACCCAGGAAAAAUCCCUCUAGAAGGGGGCCAAGGUGGUGAUCAUGAGAUAGGCAAAGAUGUGGCUGCUCAAUAUGUUGAAGGAUGGGAUUGGAUGGCUCCAAUAAGGGAUAGGAAUACCGGCAUCUGGGAUGAAGUGUCUAUUUCUGUCACGGGGCCUGUUAAGAUACAUGAUCCUCACUUGGUUUCUUCAUUUUUUGAUGACUAUAAGAGGGUUUAUUUGCAUUCCACUGUUGAAUUUGAGAAUAGAAGUUCCUGGCCUGCUGAGUGCUCUUUAAGUAUUCAGGUAAGUACUAACCUGGAGGAAGGCAUCUGUUUGGUGGAGCAUCUUCAGGCACAGGUCCUGACAAUUCCUGCUUCCAAACAAGUUCAGUACACAUUCCCUCUGCUUUUCUUUUACAGACCCAACCUGUGGUGGCCAAACGGCAUGGGCAAACAAUCCCUCUACAAUGUUGAGAUCUUGGUUGAUGUAAAGGGACAUGGGGAGUCAGACACCUGGAAGCAUUAUUUUGGUUUUCGUAAGAUUGACAGUAGUAUAGAUCCCACAACUGGUGGAAGAUUAUUCAGGAUCAAUGGUCAACCAAUUUUUAUCCGGGGUGGUAACUGGAUAUUGUCUGAUGGAUUACUGCGGCUUUCAGAAAAGCGGUACCAGACAGACAUUAAAUUUCAUGCGGAUAUGAACUUCAAUAUGAUUCGUUGCUGGGGUGGUGGAAUAGCUGAGAGACCAGAAUUUUACCAUUAUUGUGAUGUGUAUGGUUUGCUGGUCUGGCAGGAAUUUUGGAUAACGGGUGAUUGCGAUGGAAGAGGUGUGCCUGUGUCAAAUCCGAACGGGCCAUUGGAUCAUGAUCUGUUCCUGAAGUCAGCAAGAGACACUGUCAAGCUCCUUAGAAAUCAUGCAAGUCUGGCUCUGUGGGUUGGUGGGAAUGAACAAAUUCCUCCAAAUGAUAUUAACACUGCUUUAAAAAAUGACUUGAAGCUUCACCCGCUUUUCCAGAGUACAAAUGAAAAACUUAAGUCAGUUGAGAAUUUCGGAAGUUCCUCAAGUGAUCCAAGUCAAUAUCUUGAUGGUACCCGGCAAUAUGUCCCAGGAUCACUCUGGGAUGGAUUUGCAAAUGGAAAAGGAGACUUCACAGAUGGUCCUUAUGAAAUCCAGGAUCCUUCAAACUUCUUUAGGGAUGACUUCUAUAAAUAUGGUUUCAAUCCCGAAGUAGGAUCUGUUGGGAUGCCUGUUGCAGCAACCAUUAGAGCAACCAUGCCUCCAGAAGCUUGGAAGAUCCCAUUGUUUAUUAAGGUAGAUGGUGGUUUUAUUGAAGAGGUGCCAAACCCUAUCUGGAAGUACCACAAAUACAUACCCUAUUCAAAGCCGGGGAAGGUCCAUGAUCAGAUUGAACUCUAUGGCACUCCAAAGGACCUUGAUGACUUCUGUGAGAAGGCACAACUUGUAAACUAUGUUCAAUACAGAGCUCUGCUAGAAGGAUGGACCUCACGAAUGUGGACAAAGUAUACGGGAGUGCUUAUUUGGAAAACUCAGAAUCCGUGGACUGGUCUCAGGGGCCAGUUUUAUGACCAUCUCCUGGACCAAACUGCUGGCUUUUAUGGCUGUCGUUCUGCUGCUGAGCCAAUUCAUGUGCAGCUUAAUCUGGAUACCUAUUUCGUAGAGGUAGUGAAUACCACAUCAACCGAAAUCACUAACCUGGCGAUAGAAGUAUCGGUUUGGGAUUUAGAAGCAACAUGUCCUUAUUAUAAAGUUAUAAAUGAUAUUUCUUUAUCACCAAAAAGAACAAUUAAAAUAGCUGAAAUGAAAUACCCCAAGACUAAAAAUGCCAAACCCGUGUACUUCCUUCUGCUCAAACUUUUCAGACAAUCCGACAAAAGCAUUCUUUCCAGGAACUUCUACUGGCUGCAUCAACAGGGAGGUGAUUGCCGGCUGCUGGAAGCCUACCGCACAAAAAAAGUACCUCUGCAGAUAAAGUCGCAGGUUACCAUUAUGGGCACCAAUUAUAAGGUUCAGAUGCACAUCCAGAAUCUUUCUGAAAAGCGAGACUCGAGGAUUCUAAGCAAUGAAAAUCCAAUUGGUGACCGUGUCCGUGAUUACCUUCAGAAUUAUGAUAAUGACUUUGACACUAGAUCCACGGAUGCACUGGAAGAGCAUACUGACGUCCUUGAAAAAUCUAAGAGUUUGUUGAGCAGGAUGUUCGGGGGCUUCUCUAAGAUGGACAACGACUGGAAAGUGAUCCAAACUGGUGGCAAUGAUUCAGGUGUUGCAUUUUUUUUACAUUUGUCCGUUCAUGCAUCAAGGGAGAGUUCCGAACCCGGAGGUGACACUAGAAUUCUGCCCGUCCACUACUCAGAUAACUACUUUUCACUUGUGCCGGGCGAGACGAUGUCCAUUAACCUUUCCUUUGGGGUACAACCAGGGGUUGCUCCUCGAAUUACACUUCAGGGAUGGAAUCAUCAUUACAGGCACAGUAUUUCCAUUGGGACUAUUUCUUCCUAAAGGGAUUUGAUUUCUUCAUUAUACUUGCCGACCAGUGGACGCUAUUAUAGUCCCCAAGUCAAAAUACUUCCCUCCCUUCAGAGUGAACUGGUUGGGAAUCAAGGAGAUGCCUUGUGAUGGAUCCUUAUUCCAGUUUGUGGAAACGCAAGCUCUUCAUAUCUGGGUGUUUUUAAUAUUUAAAUAAGAUAGUAAGGAUUAGUGUUUUUAAAGUGUUUUAUGAUAAUAAAAUUUAGUUUUUUUUUUCCCA
Molecule: messenger RNA, 3410 nt
Organism: Nymphaea colorata (pocket water lily)
Lineage: Eukaryota; Viridiplantae; Streptophyta; Magnoliopsida; Nymphaeales; Nymphaeaceae
Product: mannosylglycoprotein endo-beta-mannosidase
Exons: 11
Coding region: 164-3163 (999 amino acids)
Biological process (GO): carbohydrate metabolic process
Molecular function (GO): hydrolase activity, hydrolyzing O-glycosyl compounds
Source: RefSeq, a predicted model, not a curated record